CUUCAGGACAUUCUGAAAUUAUGGCAUGAUCAAUAUUGUCGGUGGUCGAUAAAACCCACCUCUCUCCAACCACUGAUGUUUCUUUAAUUACAAAAACAGCCAUGGGUGACAAUGGCAGUGAAGUCAAGGUGUUUGUUCGUAUCCGUCCGACUGCAACUUUCGCUCAAGAGCUCAUUCAAUACUUACCAGAUGGACAGACAAUCAAUAUCCGUCAAAGAAGAGAUUCUAAGAGAGGGGUGGUGAACAACCAGCUGUGUUCUUGGUCCUUCCCAAUGAGUGGAGUCUUGCAUGAUGUUUCCCAAGAAGAUGUUUACAACACUGUGGCUCAUAAGGUUGUCCUUGGAGCGCUGGAGGGUUACAAUGGAACAGUCAUGUGUUUUGGGCAGACUGGGGCAGGGAAGACCUUCACCAUGACAGGAGCCACCGAGAGCUACAAGCAAAGAGGCCUCAUCCCCAGAGCCAUACAACAAGUCUUCGGUGAGGUGGAGAAUCGUCAGAACUUCUCUUUCACCAUCCAUUUAUCAUACCUGGAGAUUUACAAUGAGACGCUUGUGGACCUGUUGUCUUCCGUGCGUGGGACCAGGGCAGGGCCGGGCGGCUUGACGGUAGUGGAGGAGGCAGGAGGGAGCGUGUCGGUCAAAGGGCUCUCCCUCCAUUCUGUCCAUAGUGAGGAAGAGGCGCUGAACCUGCUGUUCGAGGGAGAGAUGAACCGCAUCAUUGGGUCACAUGCCAUGAACAAGAACUCAUCCAGGUCUCACUGUAUCUUCACUAUUUACAUUGAGUCUCGCUCCCGUACGUUAUCAGAUGCCAUGUACAUCACCUCCAAACUGCACCUGGUGGACUUGGCAGGGUCUGAAAGGUUGGGUAAAACUGGGUCUGAGGGUCAGGUCCAGAAGGAGGCCAUGAGCAUCAACAGGUCCCUGUCCUUCCUGGAGCAGGCCAUCCUGGCUUUAGCUGACCGCCGUAGGGAGCACGUGCCCUUCAGACAGAGCAAACUCACCCAUGCCCUCAGAGACUCCCUGGGUGGCAACUGUAACACAGUCCUGGUGGCCAACAUCUAUGGUGAAGCAACGCAGAUUGAGGAAACACUCUCCACACUGCGGUUUGCCAGUAGGAUGAAGUGUAUCAAGACUGAACCAGCAGUUAAUGAACACAUAGACCCAGUGGUGCAGAUGAAGAAACUGCAGAGGGAAAUCCAGCUGCUGAAACAGGACCUGGCCAUUCAGACCAAUAUGCCAAACAGGAUAGCAAGUUCCUAUGAACCACUCUCCGACAGCCAGGUGGCAGAGGUUCAGGAUCAGGUGCAGAAGUUCCUGGACGGCAGUCUGGAAGAGAUCAGUGUUGUGAACAUCAGACAGGUCAAAGAAGCGUUUAAACAAUUCAAAUUGGCCAUUCAGCAGCAGGAGCAGAAGGUGAGGGAUGAGCUGAGCCACAACUACAGCCUGGUGGAGAAACCUCACAGCACCCCAUGGCCUGCCGCCGACAAGGCGAGGGGAACCAUGGGAACCAUGGGAGAGGUCGAAGGUCGUGGCUUUGGCGUUGGAGUUGCCGCCUCGUCUCAGAGACACAUUGAUGUGCAGAACACCAGCAAGAACAGGACCAAAAAAGGCAAAGAGAAUCAAGGUAGCCCCGGGAAGCAGACCAAUGGUGGCCAGGCCAUCAGGAGGGGCUCCGGCCAGAGGACCGUGGAGCAGACCUCUCAGGACCAGCAGGCUCAAGCCUCUCCUCCGCUCUCGGCCAGAGACCAAACUGUUUAUGAGAGUCCGCCACCUAAAGAGGAGGCGUUUGAGGACUUCAAGGCGGAGUGUGGGAGCGAGCUGAACCGUAUCCUGCGGGAGAACAAGGCCGUGUUGCUGGAGCGACGCGCUCACCUGCGUGAGCUCACAGACAGCGUCAACGCCACCAAGGGCCAGAUCGACCAGGCCGCCACUACCCUGCGUCAGAGACAAGAGCACAGGGACAGCCAAGGGCAGUUUGUGGGGUCUGAUGGUGAGCCAGUGCUGGACGAGGCAGAGGUGACUCUGGUGCUGAAGCUGAGGGACUUGAAGGCCCAGUACCGACAGGACUACCAGGACCUGUGCGGCACCAGGGCGGAGGUCAGCUACUGCCAGCACCUGGUGGACCAGUGCAGGGUGCGCUUGCUCACAGAGUUCGAGAGCUGGUACAACGAAUCCUUCCUGCUGCCAGAGGAGGUGCAGGGAGUGUUGCGGGCAGGUGGCACCAUUCGGCCGGGUCUGGUGCCCGUGGAGAAGGCCUUAGCCCUGGAGGAGGAUGAGCAGGAGCGCUUUGAGCGUAUGCGCUUUAAGCUGCUAGAUGAGAGCCCAAGUGCUGUGUCCUUCUACAAUGCCCACAACCGGACAGUGAAAAGGAGAAGCAGUUACAAAAGCCAGGCUGGGAGCCCCAGGAGAAACAGCACACCUGCCGGGCGGAUGAAACUGCCUCCCAUUCUUUCAGUCACCUGAGGAGGGCGCCAACUCACCCCUUCACAAGCAAUCAUCUUUCCCUUCACUUCACUACACUCACUUACACCUCAUAGCACUGACCUUACAGACCACCAGAGUACUGAUGUCCAUAUUGAAACACAGAAGAAUUCCCUCAACACACCUCAAAUUGACUGGCUGGAUGUAAUCCUUAGUUGUCAACAAAUGCACACAAGAUGUUAAUAACUUGGUCCUGUGAUGGUAUUGAAUAAAACAUCAAUGCACUUCA
Sardina pilchardus (European sardine) is the source of this 2709-nucleotide messenger RNA. RefSeq names its product kinesin family member 9 (gene kif9). Lineage: Eukaryota; Metazoa; Chordata; Actinopteri; Clupeiformes; Clupeidae. Gene Ontology annotation, molecular function: microtubule motor activity; microtubule binding; ATP binding. Gene Ontology annotation, biological process: microtubule-based movement. The record is from RefSeq and is a predicted model, not a curated record. The transcript has 21 exons. Bases 102 to 2462 code for a protein of 786 amino acids. Gene Ontology annotation, cellular component: kinesin complex; microtubule.